AGGAAAAAUGUAGGUUUUUGAUUAUACAGCAGACAAGAGAUACUUUAAAGGAUUAAGUCCAAUGUCCGUGCGGUGAAGUACAAACUGGGACCGGAAAGGUUGACCCAGAUCGGAUCGGAUUCAAAUGUACGGCUGCCUGUGACUGAAAAGUCGGAGAUUUUAGUUCAAGUCGAAGUAUGGAAGUGAGUGCAGAAAAAGAAGAAAAUGAAGAUGAAGAUAAAAAUGAAAGUAAAAGAAAAAAAGAAAAUAUAGACAUGGGGAUUCAGGCUGGAGCACCUUCUUUAAAAAUGGUCAGAUUUCAUAGAGAAUCUGGAGAAUCUUUAUCUUCCCCAUCAAGAUCAUCUAGACGAAAAUAUUCUCAUUCAUCACAGAAAUAUCAAAGUUUACUAUCUGCCCUUCCUCCCUCCAACAUUGAUUCAGAAAACUCCUCUACAGAAAGUCUGGUAGUAGGCUGGGUAGUUGGUUUUAUUCUACUAGUUUGUAUACUUCUAAUCAUUUUAACCCUAAACCUCUCUCCGGUUUCAGUGGAAUCUCCAGGUAUCAAUAUUUUAUAGAAUUUUCAAGCUACUUUUUUAAAUGAACUUUGCAAUUAAUACUUUUAAGUAAUUCCUAAGUCUUUUUCUUAGACUUUUUAAAAAUCUAAU
Messenger RNA from Eurytemora carolleeae, 644 nucleotides. RefSeq lists its product as uncharacterized. NCBI's taxonomy places the organism in Eukaryota, Metazoa, Arthropoda, Copepoda, Calanoida, Temoridae. The record is from RefSeq and is a predicted model, not a curated record. The transcript is spliced from 7 exons. Bases 177 to 554 code for a protein of 125 amino acids.